AUGGUGGUACGAUUGUUAUCGAAGAUACGCGGGGCGAAGCCGAGAGCUUCCGAAGUUUUAACUGCGCAUUUAAAACAGAGAGAUAUACCUCCAUGGACGUCAUAUUUUGUGAAGUAUAGUUCGGUGAAAAAUGACCAAUUUGGACUGUCCCACUUUAACUGGGAGGUGGACGGAGCGAACUACCAUAUCUUGAGAACUGGAUGUUAUCCAUAUAUAAAGUACCACUGCACAAAGAGACCAUGGCAACACCUGGCUUUUGAAAACACGUUCUUCAAUGUACUCAAGCUAUUCAAUUUAGGUCUGCCAUGUCUGGCAUAUGGUAUUGGUGCAUGGUUCCUUAUUACCUGUUCGGAUGAUGUCCAAACUGAGAAGGGCUCAGUGAAAGUCUAUUUUCUCUAUAAAGAAGACAAAGGAUCCAUUUACUGAGAAAUAUUUAGGAUAUUGUAUUUGAGAUUCCUAGUCACAUUAUUGUGUUUUUAUUCAAAAUUCAAAUUUGUGUUUGUACUGCUGUAAACUGAAAUGUAAUAAAGGCUAUUUAUUUAUUUAUU
Molecule: messenger RNA, 548 nt
Organism: Saccoglossus kowalevskii
Lineage: Eukaryota; Metazoa; Hemichordata; Enteropneusta; Harrimaniidae
Source: RefSeq, a predicted model, not a curated record